Molecule: messenger RNA, 1481 nt
Organism: Linum trigynum
Lineage: Eukaryota; Viridiplantae; Streptophyta; Magnoliopsida; Malpighiales; Linaceae
Source: the annotation of a GenBank genome assembly
CUCAUCCUCGUUAAGCUCUAAGCAGAGAAACAUUUUUUAUUACUGGGAAUUCCAAAUUUCCAAACAUAUUUGAAUCUCUCUAUUCUGCUACAAUUUACACCGGAGAAAGGGGGGAAAACGGAAUAGAGAGACGGCCGACGGAUCCCAGAGUCUGAGCAUGGAGCUUCCUGAUUUGGAGCAAAGGCUGAUGAUCCACAUAAUCGGGCAAGACGAAGCAGUCAAAGCAGUGAGCCGAGUAGCCCGCCGCUCCCGCACCGGUGUAAGAAACCCAAGCCGUCCCCUUGCGAGCUUCCUGUUUGCCGGUCCAUCCUCCGUCGGAAAAGCAAAGCUCGCCAACGCAUUAGCAAUCGAAUUCUAUGGAUCCAGUCAUUACUCCGUAAUUCGAUUCGACAUGGGCGACUACGAUCGGAAGCACUUGGUCUCCCACUUGACCGACUCGAUCAUCCGAAAACCCCGCUCCGUAAUCCUCUUCCACGGAAUUGAAAAUGCCCACCGCGACGUCGGCCACGCCCUCCUCCGAAUCGUCGACGACGGAACCCUCACCAACCAGAAGGGGCAGAGAGGAGAUUUCAGGAACGCCAUCAUCGUCAUGACCUUCGACAUUGUGCAGCCCGAAGUGAUUCGGACGUUUCGCACCGGCAACGACGUGCAACGGAGCAUCUCGCAAUUUCUGAGUGGCAUCCUCGGGGCCCAGAUAUCCAGCCGAAUUGAUGAGGUCUUGUUGUUCAAUGAGGUGACGAGGGAACACGUGGAGCAAAUUGUGGAGGUUAUGGUGAGGGAAUUCACGGGAAGGGUUAGGGGGCGGAAGUGCAUUGAAGUUGAAGUGACGAGUGGAAUGAAGCGCAGGGUGGUGGAAGAAGGGUACGACCCUAGUUGUGGAGCGAAGCCAUUGAAGAGCGCGUUUACACGACUGGUGGAAGAUCCACUGGCGGAUGCCAUUUUGGAUGGCAGGAUCGUGAGAGGGGGCAGACAUGUUACUCUUGACUACCAAAACCACCCGAUUGUUGUAUCAGAUUCAAGUAGCGUGUAAUAGGUAUUAAUUCUCUUGUUUUGUUGGCCUGGGUAAAUCGUUUCACUUAUUUGUCAUUUUGGACGACUCCGCCUUUCUACUUUAAUUUGUUUCAUCCAAACAAAAGGAUCCACCUUUCUACUUUGUUUUAUCAAAAAAGGAGAUGGGAAAAUGCCCACAAAAGGCUUUUAAGCAUACAGCCCAGAGGCAGAGCACACCAUAAAAGAAACUCAACCUUAGCUACAAAGAAGAAACCACAUGCCAAAACGGUUGCUGGGCUGCUACUACUGGGAAACAAACUUCAUAAGCUACAUAAGGUACUCUUGAAGUUUGUGGACCUACAGAUCAAAUCACAGCCUGCGGCUUACAUCUUUCUCACCAAAAGCUAACCGAGCUUGUACAGCAAAAACCACUUCGUUUUUACUUGGACAUGACACGGCAACAAGCAAUGGAAUGAAAAACAUAAAAAAAA